AUGAAGAUGGCUGACGGUUCUACGAUCCUCAGAAGAAACAGACCCGGAACCAAAGCUAAGGACUUUUCCAACUGGCCCGAUGAACCGUUCGAGGAGAUGGACAGCACGCUUGCGGUGCAGCAGUACAUUCAGCAGAUGAUCAAGAAGGACCCCUCCGGCGUGGAGCAGAUUCUGACGAUGCCCGACGGGCAGGACGAGGGUGUCUGGAAAUACGAACAUCUCAGACAAUUCUGCAUGGAAUUGAACGGCCUGGCGGUCCGGCUGCAGACGCAGUGCUUUCCGGCCACCUGCACCCAGAUGACCGCCACCGAGCAGUGGAUCUUCCUGUGCGCCGCUCACAAGACGCCAAAGGAGUGUCCGGCCAUCGAUUACACGCGCCACACCCUGGACGGGGCCGCGUGCCUUCUCAAUAGCAAUAAAUACUUUCCUAGCAGGGUAUCAAUCAAGGAAUCGUCGGUGUCGAAGCUGGGCUCGGUUUGCCGGCGCGUGUACCGGAUCUUUUCGCACGCGUACUACCACCACCGGCGAAUAUUCAACGAGUUCGAGGAGGAGACGUACCUCUGUCUGCGCUUCACCCACUUUGUCACCAAAUAUUCGCUCAUGUCCAAGGAGAACCUGAUCGUGCCGAUCCCCGAGUGCGAGCUGACCCCCGGCGAGAGUGAAGCUUAAGGCCCCCGGGUAAGAUUUCACGACGCAAACGGACGUAUUUGUUGCAUUAACGACACCCUAUCACAAACACACUCAAACCUCUUACUAUUGGUCCUCCUCUGUUCCUUUCCACGGUGAGACAGCUGCUUUCUUUGGCGUGUUUUUGAUCCUAUUUUUAAAACCUUUCCUAUAUUUAAAAACAAAUGACGAACGCAAAACGCAAAGUUGUAAUCAAAGGUAAAAACCUCUCACUAGAAAGCACUCGAAUAGAGAGAGAGACGCGAGUUGGACAGUUAAUGGACAAACACAUAAUGGAAACAGCAUUCAGCAUAUGAAAGAAAAAUAAAAUUAAAAACAAACGCGAAAGAUGGUAAAUCGCGUGUAAAAUUUAAAAUAAAAAAGUAUUUAACGAUUGAGCAAGUAAUUAUAAACUAUACUUAUACUGAAUACAAGUAAAAACAAAACAGAAAGAGAGAUUCGGAAGGCAAGCAACAAUAACUAUGGUUUAAGAAUGCAAUGAGACAGAAAAAGUAGAAAGAAAACAAACUCGUACGCUAUAAUCGUCCAUCCGUCUUUGAUCCUGUUUCACCUGUUGAGAGAACCCGGAACAAGCGCGCGAACCUUCGGCGCGCGCGAGUUACCUCUUCAGGGUUGUCUAUUUUUUACACAUUGAACAAAAAAACUGAACCAUCUUCACACACAUGACAAACUAAAAAAAAAUGGGUAAUGAAACUAUGCAAGCAUUACGGAAAUUAAAGAGAGAAGAAAACAACAAAAAAUCCAUCGUUCAUAGGGUGGCGCGCGUGGCGGGCAACCAAAACGUAUAAAAUAUGUGUCAGUUUUUUUACGCUACUCGAAGUUAGAAUAUGUAACGAAACAAAACAGCAUCAACAAAAUUCACCCCACAAGCAAGAAGUAAAAGAAAAAAUAGAGGUUCCACAAACAACUCACUCACACACACACACACUUCAUAAACUAGCAAAUGGUGUUUAGUGAAACAACAGAAGAAAAAAGAAAGUUGAAAAUAACCCAACCAAAAAAAAAAACAAAUAAAAUAAUUAAAACAAGUCGAAAGAGCAUCUCAGCGCAGAAAAAAAAAGUGUUACAGUAAUCACUUGAGAAAUGUUUACACCUGAAAGGAAAUGGAGAUUAUGUAAUCUAGAAGUAAAAUGGGGGAAAAAUUCAAAUAAAAAAUCAUUAGUAAUAUUAUAAUAUAAAUACGACGUGGUUGCUGA
Messenger RNA from Culex quinquefasciatus (southern house mosquito), 1883 nucleotides. RefSeq names its product MOB kinase activator-like 4 (gene Mob4). The transcript is spliced from 4 exons. Gene Ontology annotation, cellular component: cytoplasm. Bases 1 to 669 code for a protein of 222 amino acids. Lineage: Eukaryota; Metazoa; Arthropoda; Insecta; Diptera; Culicidae. The record is from RefSeq and is a predicted model, not a curated record.